Messenger RNA from Anolis carolinensis (green anole), 2109 nucleotides. Its product is annotated as immunoglobulin superfamily member 1. The record is from RefSeq and is a predicted model, not a curated record. The coding region runs from base 324 to 1760 and encodes 478 amino acids. Lineage: Eukaryota; Metazoa; Chordata; Lepidosauria; Squamata; Anolidae. The transcript has 8 exons.
UAAAGAAGAGAGAAAAGAGAAAGAUUUUUUAAAUCUGAUUGAUCUGUUUCAUUCUGGUAAAUCCCAGAAUUAAAAGAAAUCUUGUUCACUUGAUUAAAGAUAUAGAUAUGCAAUGUUCUCUAUAUGCUACUAAUUCUGCCUGAUCCCUGAUCGGUGUAGCAUCAACCGAACAAGUCACCAUUGGACUUUAUGUUUUUCAAACUUUGUGAGAAAAGCACUUUGACUGUUGCAGAUCUCGCAGUCCUGCUCUUGCAGUUCUGCACACUGUGGUUGAAACGGGAUGUGGAAUGUCCCACAAGCUUGGGUGUUAACCACAGUUGUCUAUGCUGUCAGAUCAUACAGAAAUCGUACAUUGUAGGGAAGUAACUUCAUUGCUGAGAAGCAUUAUUUCAGAAGUGCUUUCAACAGGAAUCUUGGAGGAGCAAACGGACACUGCUGGUUACAGAGGCUUUGCCAUGAGGGUCUCUUUCAGCACCUUCUUUCUCGGAUUAUGGAUGGCAAGGCAUUGGCAUAUAUGUAGAGGGCAAUAUCAAUAUCUAUAUCCCAAGCCUGCUAUAGUCCUGAGCUCCAGAGAAGUGCCCCUUGGGGGAACUAUCUUCAUUCACUGCACAAGGCCUGACGCCUUUCAAUCAGCAAAGUGGUUCAUACUGUACCAAGCGGUGGGUUCCUGGGCAGUUCACAGGAAAGAGAUGCAAAUACUGAGGAAUGGGGCUAUGUUUCCAAUUGCCAGUGCAACCCAAUUGAAUGAGGGGAGCUAUUUUUGUCAAUAUUGCUCACCAGUUGGCUUUCCAUAUUGCUCCAGGUAUAGUGACACUGUUUCCCUUAAAAUAAUAGGAACACCUUAUCCUAAACCUUCCAUUGCAGUGGCUCCCAAUGGUGUGGUCAUUGUGGGACAAAGCAUUUGGAUCAGCUGUGAAAGCCACGAGUGCCAACAUGCAGAGUUAUUUCUGUAUAAAGAAGAGCCUCCUUUUUUGUUAUCUUCAAGUGUUGUGAAAAAGCCUCUACAGGGCAAUAAUACUUUUCUCAUUCACAAUGCUCAGCUAUAUCAAAGGGGAAUCUAUCGAUGUAGAUAUUGCUGCCAAUCAGCAUCUGAUAAGUUAUGUUCAGUUGUUAGUGACCAAGUACAUAUCAACAUGAAAGAUCCUAGCCGACCCAAACCCUUCAUCAAAGUGAGACCAAGGGAGCAGAUAACUUUGGGAUUAAAUAUCACCAUCGAGUGCGGGGCGCCAGAAAGUGAUUUGAACUUCUACCUGUACAAUUCGAGUGGCUUGGUAGCAUCACAGAUGACCUUACCAAGCAGAAACAUAACAGAGUUUAAUUUUUUCAUGGUGGGAUUAGAAAUUUCAGGAAACUACAGUUGUCGAUAUCAUCACAGAAGUAGACCAUUCCUGUGGUCAGAGCCAAGUGACCACGUGGAGCUUCUUGUGACAAGCCAGGCACAAGGAAUAACUAAACCAGUGGGAGCCACGACAAUCAUAUUGGCAAGCACUUCGGCAGGUGUUCUCCUCCUCCUCCUUCUCUUGCUUGCCUUUCUUCUGUGCAGAAGGAGGAGGAAGGGAUUUACUGCCAAUGACAGAAAUCAACCAGUGGAGACGCCCUUGCAACUUAAUACUGGAGUAGUAGUAGAACCUGAGGAAAUCACCUAUGCUGAAUUGAGCAGCUGCUCCUCCAAGACCAGACAGACAACACAACCGGACACUCUCAAUGGAUCGUGUGUCUAUACAUCUGUGGCUCAAAAUAAAAUUAGGCCAAGGCAAUAGGAAGGACUUCUCAGGAGUGCAAGGGACUUCUGGGACCAGGGCCAUAGCACAUCCCAGCGUUCUGUGGACACAUCUUAAGAUGGGCUUGCAUAUAUCAAAAUAUUACAAUAGCUUUCCAUUCUACGAGUUGUGUCAACUUUUGUUACAUUUUUGGCUUGAGUAGGGAAGAGUUGUUUUUAAUUGUUUUGUACGUAUGGUACAACCAAUGUAUGUGGUUUUUUUUUUUAAGGAAUGAGAUACAGCGGAGGGGGAGAAAUAAUUAGGGGAUUCUUUUGUUUGGGAGCGGAGUUUAUUUAUUUUAUUUCGUGUCAAAAGCAUUGUACAUUUCAAAUAAUGGGGGGGGGGGGGG